CUCCGAAGUCACAACUGCCGUUCGUUACUACCGCAGCAACCAAUCUUGACCGUUAAAUGACUUCACCAACGCCGUUCUCUACGGCGGAGGCUGUAGAAUCAAUCAACCUCUCUCUCUCCGACCUCAGCGACAACAGCAAUAACCAGGACUUCUUCGAGAAUCCCCGCCGCUUCUGCGUCUACGUCACGCGCCUCCAGCUCCUUCUCAACACUCUGAUCCGUACUUCUUCCUCGCCUGAUACUCUUUCUCCGUCCGUGCAGACCGCUUUGAAAGGCAUCGCUGGAGAUUUGGCCAAGGCCGUGGAAACGGUGUUGGUUUACCGAAACAGAAGCAAGAUUUUUGUUCUCAUUAAUUGCAUUUCUUUGUCCGAUGCGCUCCAGGAGUGCACGAAAGCUAUCGGCGCAUGGCUCGCUUUGACCGAAACCUCUCUUCACGAUCAUCCCGAACUUCGGAAAAAAAUCUCCGAUCUCUCGCGUGACAUGAAAGAAACUUUGUUCAAAGUUACUGACAAUGAAGAGCGUGUGCAUUGCACGCUACAGAAGGAGGGUGAAGCAAGACAGACGACGAAAGCAGUUCAGAGCGCAAUAAUAAUGGACUUAAUGAGAACGUUAGGUCUUGAAUCCAAUGAUUUAACUGAAUUAACGAAACAAAUCAAGCAGUUAAGGACUGACUUGGCGCGUUCCAGUUCGGUUCCUGAGAGACGAAUUUUGAGUUCAUUACAACGAAUCUUGGAUUCUUGGUGUAUUGUUCCUGACAUUUCGAGCCUAAAUUUUGAUAUUGAAACGGAAGAUGAUGUUAACAUUUCUCCAUUUAAAAGCUUUUUAUGUCCUUUAACUAAAGAAGUUAUGAAAGAACCAGUAGUUUUGGAGUCAUCACAGACUUAUGAAAGAAAGGCAAUUGAGUAUUGGUUUGAGAGGUGUUUAGACGAUUGUCGAGACCCGAUUUGCCCUGUAACAGGGCAGGUGUUGGAGUCAUUGGAGCUGAAACCGAAUAUCGGUUUGGCUGGAGCUAUUGAGGAGUGGGUAAAUAGGAAUGUUGAUUUUCAGGUAAACAAAGCGGUGGAGGUUCUAGGUGAGGAGAAUCCUCAAGUGGAUUGUGUUGAAAGAGUGUUGGACAUUGUUUAUAAGAUCUCGGAGGAGUAUCCUUUCAAUAGGUACAGGGUUAGGAAUGCUGGUGUUGUGUUGCUUAUAGUUAAAGUGCUCAGGAAUUCUUCUAAGAGUAUUAGAACCCAAUUGAGGAGUAAAGCUCUCAUGGCUUUGCUUAGCAUGGCAAAGGACGAAGAAAGCAAGCNGUCUGGUUCAUCAUUAAAUUCUGGGCAUGAACUGACAUAUUGGUACAGUGUAAAUGCUGUACUCUUCUCUUCAACCAUUCUUCAUCUUCAUAAGUGA
Messenger RNA from Pistacia vera, 1388 nucleotides. Its product is annotated as putative U-box domain-containing protein 42. Bases 57 to 1388 code for a protein of 443 amino acids. Gene Ontology annotation, molecular function: ubiquitin-protein transferase activity. Gene Ontology annotation, biological process: protein ubiquitination. The transcript is spliced from 3 exons. NCBI's taxonomy places the organism in Eukaryota, Viridiplantae, Streptophyta, Magnoliopsida, Sapindales, Anacardiaceae. The record is from RefSeq and is a predicted model, not a curated record.